Lizanozyma spartinae is the source of this 483-nucleotide messenger RNA. RefSeq names its product F1F0 ATP synthase subunit delta (gene ATP16). The coding region runs from base 1 to 483 and encodes 160 amino acids. Gene Ontology annotation, molecular function: proton-transporting ATP synthase activity, rotational mechanism. Lineage: Eukaryota; Fungi; Ascomycota; Pichiomycetes; Serinales; Debaryomycetaceae. The transcript has a single exon. The record is from RefSeq and is a predicted model, not a curated record. Gene Ontology annotation, biological process: proton motive force-driven ATP synthesis.
AUGUUCAGACAAACAUUACGUACCGUUGCCAGACAAUCUUCCAAUGUUGUCAGAAGAGGUUACGCCACCGAGGCUGCCUCUUCUGAUGCCUUGAAAUUAUCAUUGGCUCUUCCUCAUCAAACCUUGUAUUCCGAUUCUGAAGUUCAACAAGUUAACUUGCCAUCCAUUAACGGUGACUUGGGUAUUUUGGCUAACCAUAUUCCAAUAGUCGAACAAUUGAGACCAGGUUUAUUGGAAAUCAUUUCUAAAGGUGGUGAAACCGAUACUUACUUUGUUUCUGGUGGUAUUGCUACUGUUCAACCCGGUAACAAGUUGACUAUUUCUGCCAUUGAAGCUUUCAAGCCUGAUCAAUUUGAUGGACAAGCCGUUAAGCAAUUGAUUGCCGAUGCUCAAAAGAGAGCUGCAUCUUCUGAUGAAGUUGUUGCUGCUGAAGCUACCAUUGAAUUGGAAGUUUUAGAAGCUUUACAAGGUGUUGCUAAAUAA